Pyrgilauda ruficollis (rufous-necked snowfinch) is the source of this 3511-nucleotide messenger RNA. It is a transcript of the gene EXOC1, whose product is annotated as exocyst complex component 1. Lineage: Eukaryota; Metazoa; Chordata; Aves; Passeriformes; Passeridae. The transcript is spliced from 20 exons. Gene Ontology annotation, biological process: exocytosis; Golgi to plasma membrane transport. The record is from RefSeq and is a predicted model, not a curated record. Gene Ontology annotation, cellular component: exocyst; plasma membrane. The coding region runs from base 256 to 2982 and encodes 908 amino acids. Gene Ontology annotation, molecular function: phosphatidylinositol-4,5-bisphosphate binding.
GAGGAGCCGCGUCCCUGCCUGGCGCUUCCCGGCCCGGCGCUUCCCGGUCCUGUCCCGCCACCGCGGUGAGAGCGAGGCGCCCCCGGCACCCUCCGCCCCUUCCCCCGUCCAGGCGUGGGGGCUGGCGCGGUGCUCCGCUCGGCCGUGGCCGUGCCGCCGGGUUCGGGGCCGCUUGUGCGGGACUCGCAGGUGGGAGGCGGUGGAGCGGUGUCCGACGGGCCCUCGGGAGGCUGCCGCUGCCCUAGCUGAGAGAAGAUGACUGCAAUCAAGCACGCUUUGCAGAGGGAUAUUUUCACUCCCAAUGAUGAACGUUUAUUGAGCAUUGUGAACGUGUGCAAAGCAGGCAAAAAGAAGAGGAACUGCUUUUUGUGUGCCACAGUGACAACGGAACGACCAGUGCAAGUAAAUGUGGUAAAAGUGAAAAAAUCCGACAAGGGAGAUUUUUACAAAAGGCAGACUGCAUGGGCACUUCGAGACCUUGCUGUUGUUGAUGCCAAAGAUGCUGUUAAAGAGAGUCCUGAAUUUGACUUGCAUUUUGACAAAGUGUACAAAUGGGUUGCAAGCAGCACAGUGGAAAAGAACACCUUCAUUUCAUGUAUCUGGAAGCUUAAUCAGAGAUACCUUAGAAAGAAAAUAGACUUUAUUAAUGUUAGUUCACAGCUGUUGGAAGAACUUCCUAAAGUUGCAGAAGAAUCUGUUCCAAGUGGAGAGAAUCAAAGUGUAGCAGGAGGUGAUGAGGAAGCUGUGGAUGAAUACCAGGAGUUAAAUGCAAGAGAGGAACAGGAUAUUGAAAUAAUGAUGGAAGGGUGUGAAUACGCUAUUGCUAAUGCUGAAGCCUUUGCAGAGAAAUUGUCAAGAGAGCUGCAAGUGCUGGAUGGGGCAAAUAUUCAGUCCAUUAUGGCCUCAGAGAAACAGGUGAAUAUCUUGAUGAAGUUGUUGGAUGAAGCUCUAAAGGAAGUUGACCAAAUUGAACUAAAGCUGAGCAGUUACGAAGAAAUGCUUCAGAGUGUAAAGGAGCAAAUGGAUCAAAUUUCAGAAAGCAACCACCUAAUUCAUCUCAGCAACACAAAUAAUGUUAAACUACUGUCAGAGAUAGAGUUCUUAGUGAAUCACAUGGAUCUGGCUAAGGGCCAUAUAAAGGCCCUUCAGGAGGGAGAUCUGACAUCUUCUCGAGGCAUUGAGGCCUGCACUAAUGCAGCAGAUGCCCUUCUGCAGUGUAUGAAUGUAGCUCUUCGUCCAGGACAUGAUAUGCUUCAUGCAGUGAAGCAGCAGCAGCAGCGGUUUAGUGACCUGCGUGAGCAGUUUGCACGGAGACUUGCCAGUCAUUUGAACAGCGUAUUUGUUCAGCAGUUUACUCAGACCUUCCUUCAGCUCUAUAACAGGUCCUCCUAUCAUUCAGUUCCAGUGAGUACAGGUCACGAUCAGAGUUCCACUCUUGCCCAGCACUCUGCUGAAUUGACAUUACCCAAUCAUCAUCCAUUUCACAGAGAUUUACUUCGAUAUGCUAAACUGAUGGAGUGGCUCAAGAACACAGAUUAUGGAAAAUAUGAAGGGCUAACAAAGAAUUAUAUGGAUUAUUUAUCACGACUUUAUGAAAGGGAAAUAAAAGAUUUCUUUGAAGUUGCCAAGAUCAAGAUGACAGGCACAACCAGAGAAGGAAAGAAGUUUGGUCUUCAUGGAAGUUCUGGAAAAUUAACUGGGUCUACUUCUAGUCUAAAUAAACUCUCUGUUCAGAGUUCAGGAAACCGUAGAUCUCAGUCAUCCUCACUGUUAGACAUGGGAAACAUGUCUGCCUCUGACCUGGAUGUGGCUGACAGAACAAAAUUUGAUAAGAUUUUUGAGCAAGUAUUAAGUGAACUAGAGCCUCUGUGUCUGGCGGAACAGGACUUCAUUAGUAAAUUUUUCAAACUGCAACAACAUCAGAGCACCUCUGGAACAGCAAUGAACCAAGUGGAGGAAGUGGAUGGAGUAGCUUUAUCUCGUUCGUACACUUCUGGUGUUCCACAAACAGUAUCAUCUGAGAAGGACAUGAUCCGACAAAUGAUGACAAAAAUAUUUCGUUGUAUUGAACCUGAGCUGAAUAACCUUAUAGCACUGGGAGACAAGAUUGAUAGCUUUAAUUCCCUUUAUAUGUUAGUUAAGAUGAGCCAUCAUGUAUGGACAGCACAAAAUGUGGACCCUGCGUCCUUUCUCAGCACAACACUUGGAAAUGUUUUGGUGACUGUCAAAAGGAACUUUGAUAAGUGCAUUAGUAAUCAGAUGAAGCAGAUGGAUGAAGUAAAAAUCUCAAAGAAAAGUAAAGUUGGGAUCCUUCCAUUUGUUGCUGAAUUUGAAGAGUUUGCAGCCCUUGCUGAAUCAAUUUUCAAAAAUGCAGAACGACGAGGAGAUCUAGAUAAAGCCUACAUAAAACUUAUUAGAGCUGUCUUUGACAGUGUUGAGAAAGUAGCUAAUGAAAGUCAGAAGACACCCAGGGAUGUCGUCAUGAUGGAGAACUUCCAUCAUAUUUUUGCAACACUUUCUCGCCUGAAAAUUUCUUGUCUGGAGGCUGAGAAAAAAGAAGCCAAACAGAAAUACACUGAUCAUCUUCAGUCUUAUGUAAUCUACUCACUUGGACAGCCUCUUGAGAAAUUAAAUCAUUUUUUUGAAGGUGUUGAAGCUCGUGUGGCACAAGGUAUACGGGAAGAGGAAGUAAGCUAUCAGCUGGCUUUUAAUAAACAAGAGCUUCGGAAAGUUAUAAAGGAAUAUCCUGGUAAAGAAGUGAAGAAGGGAUUGGAUAAUCUCUACAAGAAGGUAGAUAAACAUCUCUGUGAAGAAGAAAACUUACUUCAGGUUGUGUGGCAUUCCAUGCAAGAUGAAUUCAUAAGACAGUACAAGCACUUUGAAGGGCUGAUAGCUCGCUGCUACCCUGGAUCAGGAAUUACUAUGGAAUUCACUAUACAGGACAUUUUAGACUACUGCUCCAGUAUUGCACAGUCUCAUUAAGUUCUAGAAAGGGAAAGAGAAGCUAGCAAAGUGUGUGCCUGUGUAUAAGGGAAUCAAACACUAUAAAUGUUACUGGGUUUUUAAAAGGUGGAUUUCCAUGUGUGUGUAGUUAGCUGCCAUGUAUGUUGAGUAACACUCCUGCUUCAAAUGCCUUUCAGGGCAAAAUAAAACCUUCGGGGAUUUGUUGUGUUUCUAUUGGGCUGAAGUACUGUUUGAAAGCAUUAAUUCAGUGAAAACACUUUGGAUACAGUUUUUCCCUUUCCCUAAUAUUAAAAUAUUUUUAUUUAUAAUUUCUUCUCUUGCCAAAAGCAGUAAGCACUACCUUCAUAGUAUGCCAAAAGAAUACUACUGUUUUCACUAAUGUUUUUCAUCUUAGAAAUUAUGUAAGUAUUGAAGAUUACCAGAUAUUUUCCUUUCCUUGUUCUGAGAAGUAUGGAUGUAGAACUUUAUGCAGUGGGAAGACUGAAUUAAUGUUCUGAGAUGUAAUGUGACUAUGGCUAUAAUUCUUAAUUAAACUAUGUUCAUCAUA